AUGGUGUCGUUAAGCAGCAGAGCGCUGGUCUCUGAUAAUGACCUCUUUAGGGACAGCGUUAGCCUGGUCUCCCUGGGGCUUGUGGAGGGAGAGGGCAGUGAGGGGGGGAGCGAGGGGGGUAGCUUUGCUUCGUGUUACAGCCCCGAGGCUGGGGACAUGGGGGCUGGACUCAGCUUCAGCCCUGGAGAGGAGGAGGAUGACGGAGAGGAAGGGGGCCUGCUCCGACUCUAUCUGACCCCCACAGAGGGUCUGCUUGACUUCAGCCCCCGCCUGCCCUCACCCUUCUCUCCCACCCUGGAGGACAUCGAGGAGUUCCUCAGGGAGAAGAUGGAGCUGGUGAGAGAGGGGGUUCUCUUCCCUGGUGAACCCAUAGAGGAGCCCGCUCCCUCCCCUUCCAGCUCCAUGAAACAACCCUUCUCCUCCCCAGGGGGACACAGUGACCCAGGCACCAGCGCUGCCCUGUCACCCCCCACCCCACAAAUCCCCAACACCCCUCACACCCCCAGCCCAGCAGCCCUGUUCCCCUCCCCACCCCCCCACCACCCCCCCAGUGCUCCUGGGAGCACCCCUGGUUCUCCAGGUCCAGUCCUUGCCUCUGGCCCAGCCUCACCCCCAGACAGGCUCUCCUCCUGGUGCAUCCAGCGGGCUGAGAUUGGCCCACCUGGUCCUGGGACUCCACGGAGGGCAGAACGUUACCCUGCUGGCCCCACAGGUGCCCUCCGCCUCAGCCACCCUUCUCAACAUAGCCAGCACGGACGCUCCAGACCAGAAGUAUGUGAAGAUUGCCCCUCUACCAAUCACUGUGAGGGUUACCGGGGGGCUUGUUGGGGCAACAGUGGUUGUGGGUCACAGUGGAGGGGCCGUGGUGAAAGCUGUGGCCCCCCCUAGGGUGAACAGACCCCCUCCUAAAGAGACGCUGAGGGUGCACAAGUGUUCUCACCCGGGCUGUGAGAAGAUGUACACCAAGAGCAGCCAUCUGAAGGCCCACUUCCGCAGACACACCGGAGAAAAGCCCUACACCUGCAGCUGGCCUGACUGUGUCUGGAGGUGAGUUAUAUUUAUUUAUAUAUAUAUAUAUAUAACAAUGCUAGUCAAGAUGCAGAGAAAACACAGGAAUCUUGGGUUUGUUAAAUGUAGUUUAUUACCAUAUAGGCUAGUCAUUAGCAUGUGAUAGGUUAAUAAAACGGAGAGAGAAUAAAGAAAAGUCUGUAAUGACUGGUUCAAAAUGAAGUGGGUAUAAUGAUGACAGUGGCAAACAGAUGCUCUAUCACAGUUGUUAUUUUUGUUAGGAUAUUGACAUACAGUAUUGCACUGUAAUUAUUUUGUAAAGCUGAACAUAAAGUAAAUAUUGUUCUGUCUCUGCAGAGGUAGGAAGUAGAGCUGGUAUAAAACAGUAACAAUAUAGAAGCUCAGCAAAUAUUAGAUAUUACAACACACUCACUGUUGCUAACAGUUACAGUUUCCCAAUAAGCAACUGCAGUGAGCUCUGUAAGGAAAGGAUUGGGGUUAGGGUUAUUAAGGUAGUUAGAGGAUGUGAAAAUAUAUGCUUAUAAUGUUGUUUGUACAGUGCCUUCAGAAAGUAUUCACAACCCUUGACUUUUUUUCACAUUGUGUUGUUACAGCCUGAAUUUAAAAUGGAUUAAAUUGACAUGUAUUUAUUUUUUACUGGCCUACACACAAUGCCUCAUAAUAUCAAAGUGGAAUUAUGUUUUUUGAAAUUUUUACAAAUUAAUUAAAAAUGAAAAGCUGAAAUGUCUUGAGUCAAUAAGUAUUCAACCCCUUUGUUAUGGCAAGCCUAAAUAAGGUCAGGAGUAAAAAUGUGCUUAACAAGUUACAUAAUAAGUUGCAUGGAUUCACUCUGUGUGCAAUAAUAUGGUGAAGUUAUUAAUUACACUUUGGAUGGUGUAUCAAUACACCCAGUCACUACAAAGAUACAGGCGUCCUUCCUAACUCAGUUGCUGGCGAGGAAGGAAACCGCUCAGGGAUUUCACCAUGAGGUGACUUUAAAACAGAGUUUAAUGGCUGUGAUAGGAGAAAAUUGAGGAUGGAUCAACAACAUUGUAGUUACCCCACAACACUAACCUAAAUUACAGAGUGAAAUGAAGGAAGCCUGUACAGAAUACAAAUAUUCCAAAAACAUCCAUCCUGUUUGCAACAAGGCACUAAAGUAAUACUGCAAAAAAUGUGGUAAAGCAAUUCACUUUUUGUCCUGAAUACAAGGUGUUUGAGACAAAUCUAACACAACACAUCACUGAGUGCCACUCUUCAUUUUCUUCGUCAAGGACUGGAGAGUUUUUCAGGAUAAAAAAGAAAUGGAAUGGAGGCAAAAUCCUAGAGGAAAGCCUAGUUCAGUCUGCUUUCCACCUGACACUGGGAGAUUAAUUAACAUUUCAGCAAGACAAUCACCUAAAAUACAAGGCCAGUUGCUUACCAAGAAGACAGUGAAUGUUCCUGAGUGGCCGAGUUACAGUUUUGACUUCCAUGUACUUGAAAAUCUAUGGCAAGAACUGAAAAUGGUUAUCUAGCAAUGAUCAACAACAAAUUUGACAGCUUGAAGAAUUUUGAAAAUAAUUAUGGACAAAUGUUACACAAUCCAGGUGUCGAAAGCUCUUAGAGACUUACCCAGAAAGACUCACAGCUGUAAUCGCUGCCAAAGGUGCUUCUACAAAGUAGUGACUCAAGGGUGUGAACACUUGUGCAAAUGAGAUUUCUAUAUUUAAUCUUCAAUAAAUGUGCAAACAUUUCUACAAACAUGUUUUCACUUUGUCAUUAUGGGGUAUUGUGUGUAGAUGGGUGAGAAGAAAACAUAUUGAAUUCAGGCUGGAACAUAACACAAUGUGGAAUAAGUCAAGGGGUAUGAAUACUUUCUGAAGGCACUGUAAAUUGUAAAUACUGUUUGACCCACCAUUUAGUGUUCCUAUUUCCCUCAGAGCUGUGUCUGAGCGCUAAUUUGGGGGCAAUCAAACAGUGGGAAUAACAGGCCUCCUGACACACUUAGCUGGAACUGACUGAGCUAAGUGUUUAGCGUAGAAACAAUUAGAAUUCAGAGAAAUGAUCAAAGCACCUCUAUCUCUGUAGGUUCUCUCGUUCUGAUGAGCUGUCUCGUCACCGGCGCUCCCACUCCGGGGUCAAACCCUACGAGUGCUCUCUGUGUGAGAAGAAGUUUGCCCGCAGUGACCACCUCUCCAAACACACCAAGGUGCACCGCAGCCCCCGGCCUGGCAGAAUCGUCAGAACUACCGUCUGA
This is a messenger RNA of Coregonus sp. 'balchen', 3247 nucleotides long. The record is from the annotation of a GenBank genome assembly. NCBI's taxonomy places the organism in Eukaryota, Metazoa, Chordata, Actinopteri, Salmoniformes, Salmonidae.